CUUGUAAUGCACAAUCGUAUGAUGUUCCAAAUUCAUUUUAGAAUAUCGUGAGACCAAGUAAAGAUAAUGAGUAACUUCAUGUCAUAUCCAGUUCCGCCAACAGCGUCGCAAGAUGUAUUGGAUGAUAGUGUUUAUUCUAAUAUGUUCAGAUAGUCUGAAAGCUGUGGCGUCCACAAAUUGUCGGGAUGACUACACCUCAUUUCGAGGGUCUUGUUACCAUUUUGGGCAUGUGCAGGGAACAUACACUGAGUCGGAGCACUAUUGUCGACAACGUGGGGGUCAUCUAGCACACAUUAUGACAUCGUUGGAAAACGAUUUCGUCAAGAAUCAUGCCAGAGAAAUGCAACCUCACCACUGGUGGAUCGGUCUGAACGAUCAGGUUGUGGAAGGACACUUCAUUUGGGAUGACGACGAUACAGAGGCGACAUUUACAGACUGGGGCACCAAUCAGCCCCAAGGAGGUGCCGAAGACUGCGUUGCUCUCGACUAUCUGGAUGGCUUUAUGUGGGGAGAUUUUCCAUGCACAAUGCAGCUGUUUCCAGUCUGCAAAGCACAACCAGAAGGAGAAGAAAUUAUAGGGUAGCAGCAAGCUGAGGCAGUUACACAGUAAAAAUGGAAUUGUUUAAAAAUAAAAACACACGUCAAUAAAA
This is a messenger RNA of Dreissena polymorpha, 650 nucleotides long. RefSeq names its product brevican core protein-like. Lineage: Eukaryota; Metazoa; Mollusca; Bivalvia; Myida; Dreissenidae. The record is from RefSeq and is a predicted model, not a curated record. Gene Ontology annotation, molecular function: signaling receptor activity. The transcript is spliced from 6 exons. Bases 113 to 583 code for a protein of 156 amino acids.